Messenger RNA from Papaver somniferum (opium poppy), 981 nucleotides. RefSeq lists its product as uncharacterized. The transcript is spliced from 2 exons. The coding region runs from base 1 to 981 and encodes 326 amino acids. The record is from RefSeq and is a predicted model, not a curated record. Lineage: Eukaryota; Viridiplantae; Streptophyta; Magnoliopsida; Ranunculales; Papaveraceae.
AUGGAGACAUCUCAAAAUACUGAGAUGAAUUCAAACCCAAAUUUAGAACUAAAUCCCACCAUUGUUGAUCUUGAUAAUACAGUAGAGGAAAGUCCUUCUAUAGAUCUCAUUAAUGGAACUGAGAAGAGGUGUGUUGUAUGGAAAUUUUCUUUGAUUGGACGUCUAGAUUUGCUUCGCUUAAAAUUUGCAGAUGUUGUUUCAAACUUGAAAUCUCAGUGGAAACUAGUCGGCCAAUGUAAGAUUAUUCCAUUGGGAAAAGGAUUUUUUACAAUUAAACUUGACAAUGAAAGAUAUCAGAACUAUAUCAAAGCAGGGUUAUGGGAAGUUUACAACCAAACAUUAUGGAUUCGAAACUGGAUACCAUAUUUUCGUCCAGAAUUGCAUAGAACUUCUUCAGCAAUGGUGCGGGUUCACUAUCCUGGUCUGAGUUUAGAAUAUUGGGAUGAGCAGACUCUGUUCAAAAUCAGUUCAGCAUUGGGAGAACCUGUAAAGGUAGAUGAAGCUACUUUAAACUUUGAAAAUGGUUUAUAUGCAAGAGUUCUUAUCAAAAUUGAUUUAACAAAGAAUAUUCCACAUAAACUAUGGAUUAAAACCAAGUUUGGAGGCUUUAUGCAAAGUGUUCUUCUAACAAAGUUGCCAAAAUUCUGUCAUCAUUGUAAGAUUGUUGGUCAUUUACAAGCUGAAUGCAGAGUGAAAAUAUCCAAUGAUGCAGAAGCAAUACAAGCAAUCAGUCAGAAUACUCAAAUUCCUCAACCAACAUAUGUUAAUCUAUCUUCUGGUAGAUUUGAAACUCUAAAUACAGUGAUUGAGGAAGAAGUAGAAAUUAAUAUAAAUGAAGGGAGUGGAAUUUUAUCUCCAGCACGAAUACAACAAAUAGCUGAGGAUAAUGCAGUUGAGAAGAGUGUUAUCAAUUUCAUUAUGGAAAAGAUGGGUCAAUAUCAGAGGAAAGAGUUCCAACAACAACAACUUGGUCAAAAAUAA